Molecule: messenger RNA, 2801 nt
Organism: Cuscuta europaea
Lineage: Eukaryota; Viridiplantae; Streptophyta; Magnoliopsida; Solanales; Convolvulaceae
Source: the annotation of a GenBank genome assembly
CAAGGAAGUGGGAGGGGGAUAGCACGCGCUGGGAGGGGGAGUGAGAGAGAGGGAGAAGAGACUCGCCUCUCUUUUGUUGCGUUGUGUGUUUUUGUUGCCCUUCGUCGGUCGGUUCAGGACCUCCUCUCAGCUUUAUCGGAACGGAGCGCCGAUAGGAUCCUCCCGGCGUUAUCUAAUCUUUGGAAAAACCCUAGUCUAGUUUCAUCCAUCUCUCCAUCCAUCCCUCUUCUCUAGCGUGUAUGUAAACAUUUUAAUGCAAUCGAUUUUCGGUUUUUAUUCGACAUAAUUUUAUUCUUUUUGUCAAAAUCCCUUUUUGGACUUUAUAGAAUAGUCGUUCGAUCGGCUGUUCUUCAGUAUAGUGCUGGUUUUGGAACCCUGAUUUGGAGGCUUAUCUAGUUUUUUAGACAGAAAUUUUCUAGCCUUAAGGAUAAGCAAACCCAAGUCUUGAGUGAUGGCUACUGCUUCUUCUCCAACUAAUAAUCACUCCCCAGGGAGCAUCGCUGCCGCUGACACCAGCUCUCAAGUUACCAACAGUCCCAAGCCUAGGCGGCCAUUGUCAGCGCGUGGGGCUUCAUCUGCAUGGACUCAGAUUGUCCGCGGGGCUGAUUCUGAACCAGACCCACAUUCUCAGUCUCCACAUUCUCAUUCGACUGCUAGUCUCACUCCUGAACAAUCCGGAAUGUCCUCUGAUUCCUGUCAUUCACAAGCUGCCGCGCCCAAAUCUGGUAAUUCAUCAUCCCCAUUGCCCGAGGCUGCUGCUGAAGGAGCUGAGGGAGAGAGCUCGGGGAAUGAUAUUGGGAGUGGGAACAAUGCUGCUAAGAAACCAGCCUGGAAUAAACCUAAUGGUGCCAAAGAUGAGUUCGGUGCAGUUAUGGGUGCUGUUUCUUGGCCUGCUCUAUCAGAGUCUACCAAGGCUUCUGCACGAUCGGAUAUGCCUAGAGCUGCGUCUGAUGGCCUGCUUUCUGUAUCUCAGGGAACUUGUAUAUCGUCAUCUUCAUUUCCACAUAAGCAUCUUCAUUCUAACAACGGAAAUGCUAGUUCAACUCCAAAUCAUGCUAUAAACCGUCAGAGGUCUUUUAAACGCGGUGGUGGAAAUUCUAGCAACACUGUGCAAGCUAAUGGAAGCCUCUUUCAGGUACAAAGUGAGGUUGGUGAAAUGCCCCCCCAAUAUGCUGAAAAAUCUAGUAACUCUAGUGCAGAAUCUUCUUCUUCAAGAGACAAUGUUAAUCGGGAUGGUGGACAUAGAGGAUUUGGAUCUCAAUCACAAGGUGGAAAUGAGCAUCAACACCCGCGAAACCCCAACAGAAGGGGUAGUGGGGGGCCACGGCCUCGUGGGGAUGGAUCCUAUAACCCUGUCCAUGGUGGUGCUCGUGAUCAUGAGCGCACUAAUCAGGAAUGGAGUCAUAAUAGGGGGUUUGGUGGUAGAGAUGCCCACAUGCCUCCACAAAGAUUUUCCUCUAGGCCCUUCAUUCGCGGACCUCCUACUCCUCCGCCAUUUAUUCCUCCAACCAUGCCCAUUCGACCAUUCAGCACCCCAAUUAUUUAUCCCGAAGCUGCACCUCCUGUGUAUUAUGUACCAACGCCACAUCAAGAGUCAUUUAGAAUGCCAAUGUUUACACAUAUGUCACCUUUUUUAUAUCACGCACCGGAUCCCCCGCUGUAUAGCAAAAUAGUAAACCAGAUAGAUUAUUAUUUCAGUAAUGAUAAUUUAAUUAAAGACAUGUUUUUGCGUGGAAACAUGGAUGAACAGGGGUGGAUUCCUAUUAAACUGAUAGCAGGCUUCAAAAAGGUUUCUAUGCUCACAGACAGUGUUCAAGUUAUAGUGAAUGCUUUACAAGCUUCAAGUGUUGUAGAAAUACAGGGUGAGAAAGUGAGGCGACGCGGUGACUGGAUGAAAUGGAUUGUGCCACUAUCUAUCCGAUAUUCGAGUCAUCAGGCUGUUGUACAAGACCCUAGCAAGGUUUCGGUUAUGGCCCAUCUCAAGAGUGUUACAUUAGAUGAGGCGGCUUCAAAUGGCAGUGCAGAUGCAUGUGAUAGUAUAGGGUCUUCAACUCAGCAGCAAUCUGGCAACACAAUCAUAACUGAGGGAGGACAGUCAGCACUUGCAGGAAACUCUAGUAAUAAAGACGUGUUGCGUUAGACAAGAGCAAUCAGCUUGAAGGGCAGUCUGGCAGGGCCAAAGAAACUCGUUUUGAAAGUACAGGCAAAUCUGGAGCAUAUUGAAAAGAAAAGCUGAAAUGGGUUGGCUAAAAAAUAAAAUAAAAACAAGUCCAAAGAGUUAGAUGACGUUCAAAGCUGCUUUUUAUUUUAGCUUGUGGGAUGUAUAUUUUUUAUUCAAUUUGGGGAAAAAGUCUAAUCUCCUAAAAUUCUAUUGUUUGUGCCAUGGGGAGUUUUGAUUGCAAUUGCCCCUUGGUGGGUUAUAUACCUUACUCCCAACAAAUUUUGGUGGUCAAGUACACCUAAUGCUAUUACGUCUCAGCCUCUCAGGUAGUCAGAAAAUCGAGAAAAGAAGUGAAGUGGGUUUGUAUCUCAGUAUCUCCAGGCUUUUGGUGCUGAUGCUGAGCGGCAGCGUAGUCUAAAUGCUUAUGCAAUGUUCUAUGUUGUUCCUCGCUACUGAAGCCAGUAAUUAAGAUGUCUAAUAAACUAGAGUAUGGGUCUUGGAAGUGUGCCUAUGGAUUUUAAGAAUUUUGGCCAUUGGCCAUCGAAUUAAGAUGUCUAAUUGAGUAUUGUUGUAUUGCAGCCUUGGGCCAUUGAAUUUUGGGUAUUAUAGCAAUAUUAUUUUCGAGGUUUGAUAGGUCGAC